This is a messenger RNA of Sceloporus undulatus (fence lizard), 1687 nucleotides long. It is a transcript of the gene NCF1, whose product is annotated as neutrophil cytosolic factor 1. Gene Ontology annotation, biological process: respiratory burst; superoxide anion generation. Gene Ontology annotation, molecular function: phosphatidylinositol binding; superoxide-generating NADPH oxidase activator activity; protein binding. The record is from RefSeq and is a predicted model, not a curated record. Gene Ontology annotation, cellular component: NADPH oxidase complex; cytoplasm. Lineage: Eukaryota; Metazoa; Chordata; Lepidosauria; Squamata; Phrynosomatidae.
AUGUCCGCAUCCCUGGCACAAAAGACGGUUUUUCCGAGCCAACACUAUGUUUACAUGUUCCUGGUCAAAUGGCACGAUCUCAAAGAAAAAGUUGGUGAUCGGAAGUUCACGGAAAUCGAGUUCCACAAAACUCUGAAGGAAAUUCCGAUUGAAUCCGGGGAUAUUAACGUAGAGAACAGGAUCAUUCCACAUUGCCAGGUGACACCCAGGUGGUUUGACAACCAAAGAUCCACCCAAAACAGACAAAACACGCUCUCCGAAUACUCCUCUGCCUUGAUCAAUCUUCCCCGCAAAAUCUCCCGGUGUGAGCAUGUCUUGAACUUCUUCAGAGUCAAACCAGAUGACCUCAAUCCACCUACAGCAGGCCACAUCAAGAAGCCAGAAACCUAUUUAAUGCCAAAGGACUCCAAGAAGAUAGCAGAAGAUAUCACAGGGCCCAUCAUCCUACAGACCUACCGGGCGAUCGCUGACUAUGAGAAGAGCUCCAGCACUGAGAUGGGUGUCAAGAUGGGGGACGCCGUGGAUGUCGUGGAGAAAAGCGAAAGUGGCUGGUGGUUCUGCCAACAAAGGAAUAAGCGAGGCUGGGUCCCAGCUGCCUACCUGGAACCUAUGGAUGGUCCUGAUGAAUCUGAAGAACAGGAACCCAACUACGCAGGUGAGCUCCACACGGUCCGAAAAGGCUACAUGGCUGCCCAGGAAGAUGAGAUCACACUGAAGGAAGGAGAGACCAUUGAAGUGAUCCAUAAAUUGCUCGAUGGAUGGUGGGUUGUCAGGAAGGACGAGGCCACCGGCUAUUACCCCUCUAUGUACCUGCAGAAAGCGGGCGAAGAGAAAAGCCCAGACAACAACCAGCUGAAGAACAAAGUAGCCCCACCUCGAAGAUCCACCAUCCGAAACAUCAAGAGCAUCCACAACCAAAACCGCAAGCAGAUCAGCCAGGAGACCUACCGGCGAAACAGUGUGAAAUACGUGCAGAGCAGAAAGAAGCUGAGGAGCAACCUCCUGAACAAAGGCAGCGCUAUCGUGGAGAAGGAGGAGACGGAAGGCAACCAGGCGAAAGCUCAACCUGCCAUCCCUCCACGGCCCAGUAAAGAUCUGAUCUUGACCCGCUGCUCCGAGAGCACAAAGAGCAAAAUCAAGUGAGGAGGGGAACACACGGCUUUCCCGUUUCCGUGCAUCGCAACACCUGCAAAGAAUUUGCUGGCCAGAGUGGACCCUGUAAAGGUUUUAUUCUUGCUUCUGUACCAGUUUAUUCCUGGACCUCACUUGCAUUCGCAUCGAUGACACAUGCCUUGCGUUUGGGCGUAAUACCACAAAGUCGAAGCAUCGCAGGGUUUAUCUAGGUGUGCUAUGCUAGUGCUUCGUUGUUUCCACCUCUCAUACCUGAAAACCUUAUGGAAUAGUUUGACUCCGAUAGUAUCCCAUGGUUCUAAAUCCUGACAUCAGGGCCUAAAAGUCUGUCGGUUUAGUCCUAUCAUCUAAAUGUAGGUUUUUUAGAGGGAGGGAAAGGCAAGGGAGAGUAUGAAGUUUGGAUUGUACUACUACUACUUGUUAUCUGUGUAACAGAUAUGUAAUAUAGUUGUCAUAGGAUGUAUGUCCUGGAUAAAUAUGGUGGUUGUAAUAUGCAUAUGCAACAUGUACACAUGUUAGACGAAUAAAUAACUUGGUAUGAAAAUAGCAUUUCCAG